This is a messenger RNA of Rhea pennata, 6071 nucleotides long. RefSeq names its product leucine rich repeat and Ig domain containing 3 (gene LINGO3). The record is from RefSeq and is a predicted model, not a curated record. Bases 219 to 2036 code for a protein of 605 amino acids. Gene Ontology annotation, molecular function: protein binding. NCBI's taxonomy places the organism in Eukaryota, Metazoa, Chordata, Aves, Rheiformes, Rheidae. Gene Ontology annotation, cellular component: extracellular matrix. The transcript is spliced from 3 exons.
AGAGAUUUGAGAAGAGGUGAAGCAAAGCACUAAAACCCACGAGAGCAUUUGGAAAAGAUGACGAGAGCCGCUCUGGCUUGCCAGCCACGACGAGCUAUGGCCGGACACUUUGCCAUUUAAACCUCCCCAGCCUCGAAUGCCACAGCAGAGCCAAAUGCCAAUGCAGAGCCGGACCUGCAGAACGGUGCAAGGGAGAAUGGUAGUGAGCCCGUAAGACCAUGCUCUACACAAUGACAUGUUGGCUCCCAGUCCUGGUCCUCCACCUGAUCUUCCUGAGAACUGCCCCAGUUGCAGCCUGCCCAGCCCGCUGUGAGUGCGCUCCUCAGAUCAAGUCAGUGGUGUGCCAUCGCAAGCGGCUCACCUCCAUCCCUGAGGGCAUCCCCACUGAGACCAAGAUCCUGGAGCUCAACAAGAACCGCAUCCGCUGCCUGAACCCAGGUGACCUCUCCCCGUAUCCCUUGCUGGAGGAGCUUGAUUUUAGUGAGAACAUCAUCACAAAUGUGGAGCCAGGAGCCUUCAGCAACCUGUUCAACCUGCAGACCUUGCGACUGCGAGGGAACCAGCUCAAGCUGAUUCCCCCAGGUGUCUUCACCAAGUUGACAAAUCUCACCCUCCUGGACAUCAGUGAGAACAAAAUUGUCAUCCUGCUGGACUACAUGUUCCAGGACCUGCGAAACCUGAAGAGCCUGGAGGUAGGCGAUAAUGACUUGGUGUACAUCUCCCAACGGGCCUUCUCCGGGCUGCUUGGCCUGGAGCAGCUAACCAUUGAGAAAUGCAACCUGACCUCCAUCUCAGCAGAGUCACUGUCCUACCUCCAGAACCUGGAGGUGCUUCGGCUCCGGCACCUCAGCAUCUCCGCACUGGAGGACCAGAACUUCAAGAAGCUCUACAACCUCCUGCAGCUGGAGAUUGACAACUGGCCACUGCUGGAAGAUGUCUCCCCCACCAGCUUCCAGGGUCUGAACCUCACCUCGCUCUCCAUCACCUACACGAACAUCACAGCCGUGCCCACAGCUGCCUUGAGGAACCUGGUGUACCUCAGGUACCUGAACUUAUCCUACAACCCCAUUAGCACUGUGCCGAAGGGCUCCUUUAAAGACCUAAUCCGGCUCCAGGAGCUCCACAUUGUGGGUGCUCUCUUGGUCUCUGUGGAGCCACAGGCUUUCUCUGGCCUGAGACAAAUCCGUCUCCUCAACCUCUCCAGCAACUUCCUCUCCACACUGGAGGAGAGCACCUUCCACUCUGUCAACACACUGGAGACACUGCGCGUGGACAAGAACCCCCUAGCUUGUGACUGCCGCCUGCUCUGGAUUCUGCAGCGACGGAAGACACUCAACUUUGAUGGGCAGCAGCCCAUGUGCUCCUCACCACCCGAGAUACAGGGCAAUGCCCUGCGUGACUUCCCAGACUCCAUACUCUUUGAGUACUUCACCUGCCAAAAGCCCAAAAUAAGAGAUCGGAAGCUGCAGCAUGUCACAGCCUGGGAAGGACAGUCUGUCUCCUUCCUCUGCCGGGCAGAUGGGGAGCCAGAUCCCUCCAUCGUGUGGGUCUCCCCCCAGCACCGCAUGAUCACCACCAGAAGCACAGGGCGGGCGAUAGUGCUGCCGGGGGGCACGCUGGAGAUCCGAUUUGCCCAGGUCCAAGACAGCGGCACAUACAUUUGCAUUGCCAGCAACGCGGGUGGCAACGACACCUACUUUGCUACCCUGACAGUCAAGGGGCACCCAGCUGACAGCUCCUUGUAUGCAAACCGGACUUUGUACCUCAGUGAGUUCAACGACACCUACCACAAUGACACACAAGUCUUCUUAAAGUUUACACUGGACCUCAAGACUAUCUUGGUCUCCACAGCCAUGGGCUGCAUCACCUUCCUUGGGGUGGUGCUCUUCUGCUUCCUACUCCUCUUUGUGUGGAGCCGGGGCCGGGGGCAGCACAAGAACAACUUCUCCGUGGAGUACUCCUUCCGUAAGGUGGAUGGCCCCACAACCACCACGGGCCAAGGAGGAGCCAGGAAGUUCAACAUGAAGAUGAUCUGAGCCUUUCCUGAGGUGAACCAUUCUCUGCUGCCUGUCCCGAAAUGUGGCCAAUGCAGGCCGGGGCCGGAGUGAGGAGGUUUGGCUUUGGAGCACCCAUUCUAUGUUUUCCAGUGACAUCCUUGUCCCUGCCGGCAGGCUCUCAGCAGGACCUGGCUGUGCUGGGAUGUCAGCUGAGGCUCACCACUAGAGCCUGCAGCGGCUGGGAGACAUGCCAAUGGCUCCUCACAGGCAGAAUUGAGCAAGAACUGCACUGCGCAUACCUCGGGGUCAGGGACACCCUGCUGAAACCCCAGGCUGCCCUUCCACAGGACAGAAGUAGCUUGGAGGUGGUCAUGGCUCGAGGGCUUGGUGGAGGGGGGGGGUCCCAAUGUAGCUAAUGUUUUUGCGUAUCAACUAUGCAUUUCUCAAGCGAUGAGGUGAACUGCAUUUGGGCCUGGGAAAGACCUGUUUCCUUUUUUCCCCUUUUCCUUUUUUUUUUUUUUUUUUUUUUUUUUUAGAGAGAGAGACUCCGGAAAAUUUUGUGGUGGUUGUUUAUGACUCUUCUUUUUUUCUUUCCUCCUCCAAAAAUUUUUGUAAUGAAUUUCCAAGAGAAAAGUCUUCCAGUGCAAUGCAGGACUGGGUUGUUCGGGGAAGCUGCUCCAACAAAUACAGGCACCCCAGCUCUCCUUGAGCCCCCUCGGCAAAGCCAGAUCCCCCCAGGGCAUGGCUGUGCUUUGAAAGCUUGUUGGCAGAUUUAAAAAGUGGCAUCUGCAAUCCAAGGUGCCCAGAGAUGCUCCUGCAAAAGCAAUAAUAACCCACCUCAGCAGCCUCACCUAGACUGUGCCAACAUUGGGCAAAAAAAAAGAGGGGGAGGGAAUGAGGCAUUAGUCAUGGCCAUCACCAGUAGGAGAAGAAACUGGCCCUGUCCUUGCAUCUACACAGCCAUUCCCCAGGUGUGAACUACCUGGGAUGGCUGGUCACAGCUGGGGUGACACCUGGGGCUGAGCUGGAAGUGUGGGGAGCAAGGGCAGCUCCCAGAGAGCCUGGCCCACAGCAGAGCAGAAAGGUGGGGGCUGAUCCAGCACCCCAAGCCCAGCCCAGAGAGUGACAUCUCUCCAGGAACCUCACAAGGGGGACAGUGACGCUGCAAGUGAACUAGUCUGGGGUCAUUCCUCCUGCUGUGUCCACAGUUCCUGAAAUUGAGCCCUGGGAUUCCCAGGCAUCCCAUUUAGGGGGAUACAUCCGCAUUUCAGCUCUGCAGUCCCAGGUUAUCCUGUCCCCAAGGCAACUGAGCAGACGUGCGAUUGCUGAGCCAGGUGCAAAAGGCAGGGGCAGCUCUGGGGCCAGGCAGGCUGUUUUCUUUCAUUUGCAAGGUGAAAUUCGGUGGGAGAGAGCGACCUGGUUUGUCUCACGGUGGAGAGGUGGGGGAAGGCAGUGCAAUGCAAGGUGGAAAAAAUGGUUUGCAAUAAACAGCUCUGGAAUGAGUGGCAGAAACAACACAGCCACGGAGUAAAGGCAGAAAGAGGCUCCCCAGAUAGCGCUCGAAUUUUGGGACACCCCUGCCCAUGUCUGACCAACCCCCUCUUUUGGAGAUGGCUUUUCUCUGGGGAACACCCAAGGCUGUGGGCAGCCAGCAGCCCUCCAGUUGAGCUCAGCCCAGGGGGACUCUUUGCCUGGUCUUGGCCACCUCGAGAUGGCAUUUGUGCAAAGCGCUGCUGCUGGCAGGUCCCGUUGCUCUUGCCCAUGGGCCACUUCUGCCUCUCAGCCCUUCUUUAUUGCCCUGCGCUCUGCAGCGCAGUGGAAAUGCCCACACCCAGUGGCUCCUGCCAUGGGGACUGUCCCCAGCCAGGCUGGCUCCUCCUGAGCUAGGGCUUGUGAAGAAGAGCCAGGUCACUCUGCAGGGCUGGCUCUGGGGCUUUGCAGCCCCUUUCCAGGCGUCCUUUUGCUCCCAUGUGCAAAUCUCUGCUUAUUUUUGUUUACGCAGCACUCAAGCUAUUGCGGCACCCGGGCGGCCUGCCUGGCUUUGGAGAGGGGCCAGGGAGGCUAAGCUGAGGUUUAGUGCUUGUAGGGUGCUCGGAGGGAAGGAGGGUAACUCCGCCAUGAGCCCCAGGGUGGCCCAACUCUGGAGGGUGACCUCAUGGUGCCCAAGGUACUCCAUUUUGCCUGCGCUUUUGAGGAAGGAGCACAGGGAUGCAACUGUGCAUGCAAGAUCCGGGCAUCCGGUGUGAUCCUUCAUGCCAGUGGUCAUCUACCCCUGCUCACAGCACCACUGGCUUUGGCACGGGGGCAAAUUUUUAUAGUUGGGAGAAGGUGCGGAGAUGCCUGUGGUGGAAGCAAAGAGCCUAGAUGGGCAUUUGGUGGGACGGGAAAGCCAUUGCUGCCCCGAGCAGCCCAGCAGGCCAGGCCUGGGGCUAGACUUGCCUGUGGGUUGGCAGUCCAGGGACACUGGCACCUGUUCGCCCUGUCUGCACCCUCCACGGCGGCCGGCACAAACCGUGACAGCACCGAAUGGCCAGGCAGGGAUUUGCCCGUGGCUUUGCUGGAUGGGACACGAGCCAUGGCGACUGCUUACAUUACUCCCUGCACCCCAUAUCUCGCUGCACCCACUCCUGCUGCUGUCCCAGCCCCUGAAAUAAGCUCCAUGGGCACAAUGCAGGGUUUGAGCCCAUCGCUUCAAUAUGUUUUGGCUUUUCCCCCAAACUGGACUUGACCCCCCUCCCCGCAGGGGCAGGACGAAGGAGCCCACAGGAGCCACCAGCACCCCAGGCUCAGCAUUCAAACCUCAUCUUUCCCCAACACACACCCUGUUUUGCAAGGGAGGCUGCUCCUCCACCUGCCCCGCUCUGGCAAUUCCAGCCCCUCGCACAGAGCUCGGGCCGCCACGGCCCCCGCAGCCGCCGCCGCGGUUUCCCUCAUCUCUCCCCAUCCAUCACCCUCUGCCAUCAGCCCACCACCCCCUCGCAUGCCAGGACCCCCCCCCCCACGCUCCCCACGCCGUGCAUGCUGUGUCGUGGCCCGAGUCCCCUGGUAUCACCCGCACAGUCCCCCGCAUCCUCGUUCAACGUCUGGGUUUUUUGUGUUUUGUUUUGUUUUUUUUUAACCAGGGUGGGGGGUCGUGGGGAGAGGGUCCGGGCAUGGAAACCUGGAGGUGGGGAGAUGCCCGCUGCUGGCAGAGGAAGGGGUUUGGCAGUACAGAACUUGCACAGUUUUCUAUGUAAUGAGCAUGUGAAAUAUAUUUGCGAGGGGAAAAAGAAAAAAGGAAAGAAAACAAAACAGGAUUCUCGUGGAUUGGUUGUUUUGUUCCUUCUUCCUCGUGUGCACGGGAUAAAAAAAAGCCAGGAUCGAUGGAGAAAGGCCGGCAAAGAGGAGCGACGGCGAUGCUCCACACGCCUGGCCACGAAACUGCAAAGGAGCCAGAAAAGUUGGUCCUAGGCCUGCUCCAUCCCUCCGCUCCCCUGUGCAAACCAGGCAGCUGGGUGGCCCUUGCUCCACGCACGGGGUCUGGCCUUGCCCCAGCCAGGUGCAGAGCAGACGGGUGCCCCGGCGGGAAAGGGGGGGGAGGUAUUUUUAUACAGCACCGUGCGCAGGGUCCGGAGACGGGAGCUGCACCACCCCCGGGGAGGCCACAGCUCGGGCCGGGAAUCUGGAUGGGAUUUUUCACUGUGGGGAGUGAAGAACAUCCUCCUGCUGGAAAACAGGGGGUUCAUGACAUUGAAGCGGGCGCCUUUCAAAAUUAUUGAGCUUGCCAAAGGUUCCACGGACAAAUUGUAAGCAAAUCUCCUGAUUUCACAGCAAUGAGGGCUGGCAACUAAUAAGAAGCAGUGGGUAACUAUCACAUCCCACAUUCAGGUGUCUACGUUGGUGAGAGACCUGGAGAAGAGCAAAGGGCAGGGUGACGGCUCCGGAGGGACUGUUAGGAGAUGGCUUUGGCUUUGCCAUCGAUUCCCUGGCAAACGCCCCUGGCAGCCCUGUAAAACGCUGCUAAAACAACUUGCAGAGGGCACGGAACUGUGUCUUAAUAACGAAUAAAUGAUUAAUGCGCAUGUGUUAACAAAA